AUGGACUUCAACGAAUUGAUGAAUUUGGCCACCCAAAAUGAAAAAGGGUCGGAUAAAAAGAAAGGGUAUGCAUUUAACAUAUCAGCUCCGAAAAAAGAAAAUAAGCAAAAACCAAAAUCUGAUGUGGUUCAAAAGUUAAUAGCAGAAAAAGAAAGAGAGAAAAGGAAAGUGCUGGAAAAAAGAGAACUGAAAAGAAUUGAAGAUGAAAAAAAGAAAAUCUUCAGAAUUCCAAAAGCUGGUUCUCCAUCGACUGCGGAAGGUGCAGGAAAGCAAAAACAUCAUAACAAGACUAAACCACAAUCAGGAAGCAGUUCUUCCACAGACUCAAAACCAAAGAUGCCAGAAAAGCCCAAACUGAAACUCGAAGAAGCUGUCUUUCAGGAUCUCCAAUCUAGGAAUGAAUUUUAUAAUCAGAAAGAUCGUGCUAGGAUUAACUUUGAUGGAUCUUUUGCUGUUGUAAGAAUAGCCCAUAAGCAAAAGGAAGGAGUACCACUUCCAAAACGUCCUGUUGUCACUCCUGUUAAAGAAACCCCCAAAUUUAAUGUGGCUUUAGUCAAAAAGUCAGAUGUAGUGGACAGUGACAAUUCCAAUAUGAAUUCACAUAGAGCAUCAAAACCUAAAGAGGAUGUCUCAGAAAGUGUAAAAAAACUGAAAGAAAAAUAUGGCGUUGAUCCAGAUGGAGUAAAAAAAUCUACUACACGCAGAGACAAUAAGCUAAAAGAAAUUGCAAAAUAUCAAGAAAAAGUGAAAAUGAGAGAAAAGCUUAAAAUGAAUGCUAAGAAAGAUCCAAAACCAUUCCAGCCAAAGCCCAAAAUAAUUAAAAGAGCCAACAACAGUGCCCCACCUCCUAUGAACUUUGCCGAUUUAUUAAAAUUGGCUGAAAAUAAGGCUAAAGAACCGGUCAUGGUUGAUCCAAUAGUCAAAAAGCCCAAAAAAAAGGUUGCAGAAGAAAGACCUAUGACUCGUGAAGAAAGAGAAUGGGCUGAGAAGAAACAGGAUUGGGAUGAUCGUAAGAAAUCCAAAGAGUACCAAGAACGGUUAGGAAAAGAUCUACCUCCUAUUAGACCUUCGAAAUCAUCUGAUAACUCACAUAAAUCUGGACCAAAAGACUCACCAAUCUCUAAUAGGAAUAAUAAUAAUAGUGUUAAAAACAAAGACUUGAAUUCUAGUUAUAAUAAGCCUAGUCACAAUACGCCUUAUAAAGAGCACUCAGAUCGCAGGCCAUCUUCAACCUGUUCUCCAGCAUUUAACGGCAACCGACCCACUAAAACUAAUCCAGGUUCAAAUAAAUCUUCCUCAUCUAAAGAUCAGAGGGGGUUUGAACAACAACAUAAAAGAGAUCACAGAGGGUACGAACAGAAUCGUAACAGAGAAAAGGACCACAGGAGAUAUGAACAGGAUCGUAACAGAGGAAGGGAACAGAGGGGACAAGAACAGGAUCAUAGCAGAGGAAGAGAUCAGAGGGGAUAUGAACAGGAUCGUAACAGGCAAAGGGAUCAAAGAGGAUAUGAACAGGAUCGUAACAGACAAAGGGAUCAAAGAGAAUAUGAACAGGAUAGCAACAGAGAAAGGGACCGGAGGGUAUAUGAACAGGAUCGUAAUAGAGAAAGAGCUCCACCUAGCUCUGCACCUAAUAAAAUUAAUCGCACACCUCAACCUUUGAAACGCAAAUCCGAUCAACCAAGUGAAAAUUUACGUGACAAUGGUCCAUCACAACCUAAAAAGAAAGCAUUACCUCCACCAGAAGAACCAACCAAUCCCUGGGACAGAAUUUAUGGCAGUAUACAGAAAAAUAGACCGAAAAAACCUGUGAUGAAAAAGAAAAUGGUGAUAGAUUCUGAAGAUGAAUAUGAUAGUGAAUUAGAUGAUUUUAUUGAUGAUGGUGAAGAUGAAACAGCUGAUUAUUCUAGUGCUAUUAGACAAAUAUUUGGCUAUGAUAAACGAAGAUUCCGAGAUGAAGAUGAUGAUAUUGAUAAUAUGGAGAGUAAUUUUGCAUCUUGUAUGAAAGAAGAAGCCAGAAGUGCUAGACUUGGUUUAAAAGAAGAUUUAGAAGAUAUAAGAAGAGAACAGGAAGAAGAAAGAUUAAAAGCCUUAAGAAAAAAGAAAAUGAAGAAUAGAUGA
This is a messenger RNA of Lottia gigantea (owl limpet), 2121 nucleotides long. RefSeq lists its product as hypothetical. Gene Ontology annotation, biological process: nucleosome assembly; regulation of DNA-templated transcription. Bases 1 to 2121 code for a protein of 706 amino acids. The transcript is spliced from 6 exons. The record is from RefSeq and is a predicted model, not a curated record. Gene Ontology annotation, cellular component: nucleolus. Gene Ontology annotation, molecular function: DNA binding; histone binding. Lineage: Eukaryota; Metazoa; Mollusca; Gastropoda; Lottiidae.